This is a messenger RNA of Eriocheir sinensis (Chinese mitten crab), 3796 nucleotides long. Its product is annotated as zinc finger protein 98-like. Lineage: Eukaryota; Metazoa; Arthropoda; Malacostraca; Decapoda; Varunidae. Gene Ontology annotation, biological process: regulation of transcription by RNA polymerase II. Gene Ontology annotation, molecular function: RNA polymerase II cis-regulatory region sequence-specific DNA binding; DNA-binding transcription factor activity, RNA polymerase II-specific. The coding region runs from base 1449 to 2360 and encodes 303 amino acids. The record is from RefSeq and is a predicted model, not a curated record. Gene Ontology annotation, cellular component: nucleus. The transcript has 5 exons.
GUAAUGGAUAUAUACUGCUUGUGUUGUUUUAUUUUUACAGGUUGUGCCGAUACGAAGGCCUGACUCUCCAACGGGUCACCUGUACAGCAAGAGCAAGAGCAAGGAGAGACCAAGAAGGCCAAGAAGGAGAAGAAAUCACCAAAUGACUGGCCCUUUCACUUGGCAGCAUCAACUCACCAUUCAGCCGCUGACCCCCAGUGACAGACUUCCGGGAGACUGGAAGGUUAGCAGAGCACACGUGUGGCAACCAAAGAGCAGCUGUUAAGUAGCAGAUGAGACAUAGAAAGGUAGUGGUGUCCACCAUGCUGGGAGGAGGACAGCGCUAAGUGACGGCACCCGACUCUGUGUGUGUGUGUCCUGACGUCCACCGCUGGUGCUGAAGUGAGGGUCUGAGGUGGGCAGCACAGGGCCAGAAGACAGCACCCGACUCUGUGUGUGUGUGUCCUGACGUCCACCGCUGGUGCUGAAGUGAGGGUCUGAGGUGGGCAGCACAGGGCCAGAAGACAGCACCCAACUCUGUGUGUGUGUGUCCUGACGUCCACCGCUGGUGCUGAAGUGAGGGUCUGAGGUGGGCAGCACAGGGCCAGAAGACAGCACCUGACUCUGUGUGUGUGUGUCCUGACGUCCACUGCUGGUGCUGAAGUGAGGGUCUGAGGUGGGCAGCACAGGGCCAGAAGACAGCACCUGACUCUGUGUGUGUGUGUCCUGACGUCCACCGCUGGUGCUGAAGUGAGGGUCUGAGGUGGGCAGCACAGGGCCAGAAGACAGCACCUGACUCUGUGUGUGUGUGUCCUGACGUCCACCGCUGGUGCUGGUGCUGAAGUGAGGGUCUGAGGUGGGCAGCACAGGGCCAGAAGACAGCACCCGACUCUGUGUGUGUGUGUCCUGACGUCCACCGCUGGUGCUGGUGCUGAAGUGAGGGUCUGAGGUAGGCAGCACAGGGCCAGAAGACAGCACCCGACUCUGUGUGUGUGUGUGUCCUGACGUCCACCGCUGGUGCUGAAGUGAGGGUCUGAGGUGGGCAGCACAGGGCCAGAAGACAGCACCCGACUCUGUGUGUGUGUGUCCUGAUGUCCACCGCUGGUGCUGGUGCUGAAGUGAGGGUCUGAGACACUUGCUGUGCUCAUCACUCACUGUCCUUGCUCCUUGGUGCAUCCUUCCCUUCACCUGCUUGCUUGGUCCCUGAGUAGCGGUGAGGAAGACUUGCUGCCCCCUCGGCUGCAAGGCCGGGCAGCAGCCUGAGUGGCCAGGAGCAGCAGAGCAGACUGCCACUGGUGUGAGGAUCAGGGGCGAUCAGAAGAACCACCACCACCACCACCACCCUGCUGCUGCUGCUGCCUUCUCCAGCCAUAAGGAAAGGGAAAGUUUGAGUGGAAGGACUGUGAGGCAGUUUGGGACUGAGAGCAAGUUCAUCAGACACAGCCUUGCACACACUGCUGAGGGAAAGCAUGAGUGCCAGGAGUUUGAGGAAAGACUCCCUGGGAAGGGUGACCUCAACAAAAGCACCCACGCACUCGGGUGAAAGAAAUCAUGAAUCUCAAGGUUGUAGGAAAAGAUUGGGUGGGAAGGAUCACCUCAACACACACACCCUUACACACACUGGAGGAAAAAAACAUGGAUGUGAAGUUUGUGGGAAACGUUUCCAUCUGAAGGGUGACCUCAAGAGACGCAUCCUUACACACACUCGUGAAAGAAACCAUAAAUGUGAAGUUUGUGGGAAAAAGUUCAGUUUGAAGUGUAACCUCCAGACACACACCCUUACACACACUGGUGAAAGAAAACAUAAAUGUGAAGUUUGUGGGAAAAAGUUCAGUUUGAAGGGUAACCUCCAGACACACACUCUUACGCACACUGGUGAAAGAAAACAUAAAUGUGAAGUUUGUGGGAAAAGCUUCACUCAGAAGGGUCACCUCCAGACACACACCCUUACACACGCUGGUGAAAGAAAACAUAAAUGUGAAGUUUGUGGGAAAAGAUUCACUCAGAAGGGUAGCCUCCAGACACACACCCUUACACACACUGGUGAAAAAAACCAUGAGUGUGAAGUUUGUGGGAAAAGAUUUAAUCGGAAGGAUAGCCUCCAGACACACACCCUUACACACACUGGUGAAAGAAACCAUAAAUGUGAAGUUUGUGGGAAAAGCUUCACUCAGAAGGGUGACCUCAAGAAACACACCCUUACACACACUGGUGAAAAAAACCAUGAGUGUGAAGUUUGUGGGAAAAGAUUCCUUGUGAAGUCAUGGCUGAAGAGACAUGGCAUAAGACACUGUGGCCACAAAGGGUUCCAGUGUGAUGCUUGUGGCAAGCGAUUUAUGACAAAAGGUGAGAUUGCGAGACACGUGAAGAUUCACCUCUGAGGUGUUGUGUUGUGCUGCUGUGUGUGGGAGAGAGCAGGUGCUGGAUGGGGCGUUGUCUUGCAUGGAGAACAGAACACAUGGCCCAGAUAGGGAAUCAAAGGCAGGUUGCAGAGUGUCUGCAAUUUUGAAAAUUUAAGAAGAAGUGUGUGUGUGUGUGUGUGUGUGUGUGUGUGUGUACCUAGUUGUAAUUUUACAAGGCCUGGGCUUAUGCUCGUGUGGUCCUGUCUUCAUAUCUGUAUUUGUCCAGCUUUUCCUUAAAGUUGUGCACACUCUUUGCUGAUACUACAUCCUCACUUAGUCUGUUCCAAACCUCUAUGUUUCUUUGCAGGAAGGUAUAUUUUUUUACAUCUCAAGCAUCUUCCUUUUCUCAAUUUAUUACUGUGUCCUCGUGUGUUGCUGGUGUUUCUUCUCUUCGUAGCAACUCCACAUUAUCUGCUUCUUCCAUUUUAUUCCACAAUUUGUAAAUUAGUAUUAGGUCUCCCCUUUCUCUUCUUUGUUCCAGUGUUGGCAGGUCCAUUUCCUUUAACCUUUCUUCAUAUGACAAUCCCUCCAGUUCUGGAACCAUCUUUGUUGCCAUCCUUUGUAUUCUUUCUAGUUUUUUCUCGUGUUUCUUCUCAUGCGGAGACCACACAGUUUCUGCAUAUUCCAGCUUUGGUCUAAUCAUAGUGGUAAUCAUCUUUUUCAUCAUAUCUUUAUCCAUGUAGUGGAAUGCUAUUCCUAUAUAUCUCACCAUUCUAUACAUAUCUCAGAAUAUCAUAUUUACAUGACUCUCUGACUUGAUUAUUUUGUAUUAUCACUCCCAGAUCUCUCUUCUUGAACUUUUAAUAUUUCUCCAUCUCCCAUUCUACAUGUCCAUUUUGGUCUCCCUUCACUCUUUCCCAUUUCUAUUACAUGACAUUUCUUCACAUUGAACUUCGUCUCCCAUUUCUUACUCCAGUCCCAAACCUUAUUCAGGUCCUCUUGCAGAAUUUCAGUCUUUACUAUUUCUUAUGUGUCUCAGCAGUUUUGCAUUGUCUGCAAACAAGCUCAUGUAACUAUUUACUUUCUUCGGCAUGUCAUUUAUAUAUACUAGGAAAAGUAUUGGUGACAGUACUGAUCCAUGGGGCACUUCACUAUCUACAUUUCUCCAUUCCGAUUUCAUGUCCUUUACCACUGUUCUCAUUUCUCUUCCCUUUAAGUAACUUUACAACCAGUUUUUCAUUUUCCCUUUCAGUCCUCCUCUAUUUUCCAGCUUCUAUAAUAGUCUUGCAUGUGGAUUUUUGUUGAAAACCUUCUUCAAGUCCAAAUACAUGCAACCUACCCACCCGUCCCUCUCCUGUGUUAUGUCCGUCACUCUCGAGUAAAAGCUCAAUAAGUUUGUUACACAUGAACGCCCUUGUCUAAAGCCAUACUUUUUUUUCUAUAAUUAUAUUGUUUUACAUUUGUUUGUGUGUGUG